Drosophila gunungcola (fruit fly) is the source of this 1493-nucleotide messenger RNA. Its product is annotated as 1,5-anhydro-D-fructose reductase. Lineage: Eukaryota; Metazoa; Arthropoda; Insecta; Diptera; Drosophilidae. The transcript is spliced from 4 exons. The record is from RefSeq and is a predicted model, not a curated record. Gene Ontology annotation, cellular component: cytosol. The coding region runs from base 90 to 1043 and encodes 317 amino acids. Gene Ontology annotation, molecular function: aldose reductase (NADPH) activity.
UUGUUAGUGACGCUGUUUGGUCACUCUAAUUUAACCGGCUCCAUUUUGCGAACAAAUUAUUUUAUUUAUUCUUGUUUAAAGCGUUCAAAAUGAAGCUCGCUCCGACUGUUAAACUGAACAAUGGCUAUGAGAUGCCAAUUCUGGGAUUGGGCACCUACAAUUCGAAGGACAACGAAGGAGAGGCCGCUGUGAAGCAUGCCAUCGAUGUGGGCUAUCGUCAUAUAGACACGGCAUAUUUCUACCAAAACGAAGCCGAAGUUGGCAAGGCGAUUCGGGAUAAAAUAGAAGAGGGAGUGGUCAAGCGGGAGGAUAUUUUCCUCGUUACCAAGCUUUGGAAUGUUUUCCACGAUCCUGAGCGUGUUGAGGGCAUUUGUCGGAAACAGUUGAGCAACUUUGGCUUGGAUUACAUCGAUCUGUACCUUAUGCACAUGCCAGUGGGCUACAAAUAUGUUGACGAGGACACCCUUAUGCCAAAGAAUGAGGACGACGUGCUUCAGCUGAGCGAUGUGGACUACCUGGACACCUACAAGGCCAUGGAAAAGCUGGUUAAACUGGGGCUGGUCCGCAGCAUAGGAGUGUCCAACUUCAAUAGCGAGCAAGUGGGACGAGUUUUGGCUAACUGCGAGAUCAAGCCAGUCACCAAUCAGGUGGAGUGCUCUCCUGCCCUCAACCAGAAGGCUUUGACAGCUUUUUGCAAGAAGAACGAUGUCACUGUGACUGCAUAUACACCUUUGGGAAAGCCCAAACCCGAUAUCAAAAAGCCGGACUUUAUCUAUUCCCCAGAGGUGGCCGUUAUUGCCAAAAAAUACGGCAAAACUGCACCGCAGAUUGUCUUGCGUUAUUUGGUUGGUCUGGGUGUUAUCCCCAUUCCCAAGUCAUCGAAUACUAACCGAAUUUCGGAAAACUUAGAUAUCUUCGAUUUUGAGUUAACUGCCGAGGAGAUGGCCGUUCUCGAUGGAUAUCACACUGGCGAACGUGUUGUGGCAUUAAAUUUAAUCAAGGGCCAGAAUCACAAGUACUAUCCGUUUGCAAUUGAUUUUUAAACCGGCAGAAAUGUUCGUUUCUUUAUAAUGUCGAAAAACAAAAAUAUAUAUUCAAAUUGUUACAAAUAAGUCUAUGACAGUAAUUUGAGGGCACGAGUAUAUUAAUGCCCCCUAGACAACCAACGUCAUUGUACCCUGGUUGCUCCGUUAAAUCUAAAGAUCUGCUAGCCUCCUAGAAAGUUUGGAAUAUCCAAGAAAAGAGAAGUAAAUGGGAGCAUCGAUCUUUGGCACGGCACGUUUGACAUUCAAGCCGAAAGGUGAAAAUGUUUGAAUAAGACCGAAUUAAAACACAACGCUUUUACGACUAAUGGUAAUAUAAGCUGAGCGAACUGAAAGAUCACCAAACGACAGUGUACUCAGCUUAAUUAAAAUAUAAUUAAUUGCUGAAAAAAAUACAUUACCAGCAUAUUUCAUUCAUUUAAAUAGUUGUGUUGUUUAGGCAGUGAUAAA